AAGCUCAAAAGACCCUAGUAUUUGUUCCUUUUUUGCUAAAGACACAAUUCCAAAUGCACUGAUGGAGAAAAGAUAGCUUUUUAAUACCUUCACUUGUCUUCUAGUACAUUGAAACUCUCCAUCGCCAACGAUGUUACCAUAUAUCGAUACCCGUAAGGCUCUACUUGAAGGAUAUGUGACGUAGGCUGCUGACAUACCUAUGCAGCUUUUACAUAUGCCGCAGGCAUUCUGGGGGCUACGACCGAUGAAUGUAUGUAUUAAAGCCAGCGAUAUGGGCUUCAUAUUCAGGAUUUGAACUCAAUUCUAAUAUCAGACAGUGAAACUCAUCACUUCCUUCCUCCUGUCGUAUCCCUUUGCGGGACUCUUGAAACGACUUCCAGACUCAAAGCCUGCUUUAAAGAAUCUCUUCAUUAUUGGGUGCGUAAAUUACCUAUAUAGCACAUUUCUAUCUAUUUUUACUAAUGGAUCUGCUCCCAGGAUUUCCUCAUUUUACCUUCUUGGACUCUUCGACUUAUGGGCUGGUACAAGGACACUGGCCGUCAGCUCUAUCGGGGCAUACUGCAUCGCAAAGUAUGUGCAAGGUCCUUUUAUGCCAUGGAUUGGCUUUGUAUUUUUGAUGGGACAUUUGUCAGUGAACCAGCUGGCCCGACAAUUCGUUAAUGAUCCGGGACUUGUGGAUAUUACUGGGGCUCAAAUGGUUUUGGUUAUGAAGCUCUCUGCAUUCUGCUGGAACGUUGCAGACGGUCGACAACCAGAAGGGGAAUUGUCAGAGUUUCAAAAAGAAAGGGCAAUCAGACAACUUCCAAGCUUACUGGAUUACGCUGGAUAUGUCCUCUUCUUUCCAUCUCUCUUCGCAGGUCCGGCAUUCGACUAUGUCGAUUAUAAGCAGUGGAUUACAACCACAAUGUUCGAGGUCCCUGCUGGUGUCGAUCCUUCAAAGAAAGCUCCAACUCGGAAGUUAAGAAAAAUCCCAAGGAGUGCUACUCCCGCAAUGUGGAAAGCAGCUGCUGGUUUGUCUUGGAUCCUUCUUUUCUUAAAGCUCUCGGCAUGGUACUGGCCUGAUCUCUUGAUUGGGGAUGAAUACAUGACUUAUGGUUUUGCUCGUCGUGUGUUUGUACUUCACAUGGUCGGUAUGACUGCCCGAUUGAAGUAUUAUGGUGUAUGGGCAUUGACCGAAGGUGCAUGCAUCCUCUCAGGUCUUGGGUACAAGGGUAUCGACCCCGUUACUGGCAAAGUCUCUUGGGACAGACUUCGCAAUGUUGACCCAUGGGGAGUUGAAACAGCCCAAAAUACUCGCGCAUAUCUUGGGAACUGGAAUAUAAACACAAAUAAUUGGCUUCGAAACUAUAUUUAUCUUCGAGUUACUCCUAAGGGUAAAAAGCCUGGUUUCAGAGCUAGUAUGGCAACUUUCGUAACCAGUGCUUUCUGGCAUGGAUUCUUUCCUGGUUAUUAUCUUGCGUUCAUUUUGGCCAGCUUCAUCCAAACGGUUGCAAAGAGUAUGUUCUCUUUCCCCUACAUUGAUUCCGUGACUAAAAUCCAUCUAGACUUCCGACGAUGUUUCCGCCCCCUUUUCAUCGAUCCCCAAACAUCACAACCCACAUCUCAAAAACUUUACUAUGACAUUUUCUCCUGGCUAGCCACUCAACUCGCGUUCUCCUUCACAGUUGCUCCAUUUAUACUUCUCACUCUCCCCGCUUCAUUCCUCGUUUGGUCACGCGUCUAUUUCUACGCUGUCAUCGGCACCGUCAUUUCAACCGUCUUCUUUGCUUCGCCUGCUAAACGCCAUUUGAUGAAGAUGGUAAGUGAGAGAACUAGCAAGGCAAACGAAGGGUUGAAGCGUUCGGCCAGUAUGGAAAGUUUGAAUGGUAAGGAGCCAGUUCUGGGUUUACCAGCUGAUCCAUCGAAAGAUUUUGACGAGGCGAUUGAGGAGGCGAUGGCAGAGAUUCAGGCGAGGAAGAGAAAGGGGAAGGUAGAGUUGAAAUAAGAGAUCGUAGAAGGGUGUAAGGAUGGGUAUCUGUGCAAUUCCUGAGACCCUACGGAUGUAUAGAUGUUAGACAGCAGAAUCAAUAUACCUUGCGUUGCACAUUACGAGAUAUUCACAAUG
Messenger RNA from Sclerotinia trifoliorum, 2104 nucleotides. NCBI's taxonomy places the organism in Eukaryota, Fungi, Ascomycota, Leotiomycetes, Helotiales, Sclerotiniaceae. The record is from the annotation of a GenBank genome assembly.